Messenger RNA from Pseudogymnoascus destructans, 4333 nucleotides. RefSeq lists its product as uncharacterized. Gene Ontology annotation, molecular function: protein binding. The transcript has 2 exons. The record is from RefSeq and is a predicted model, not a curated record. The coding region runs from base 363 to 4109 and encodes 1248 amino acids. NCBI's taxonomy places the organism in Eukaryota, Fungi, Ascomycota, Leotiomycetes, Thelebolales, Thelebolaceae.
CAAACAGGGAGCCCUGUACUACUAACGUGCUAUAUCCUGACUAAACCGAGCAAUUUGGAAGCAUUGGAGUCAGUUGAAAUACGAGAAACCAGCAGGCUUGAUUCGCCAACGUUGCAUGGCCGGACCAAUGCUGCAGCCAGGGGAUAUUACUGCUGUAGUUCUGUAGUCCGCUUUCCAGCAAUUGAGAUCUGACAACCAACGACGAUCCCCGUGUUACUGUGAGUACAGGGCGCGACUAUCCUGUGUGUGGUCUACACAGUUACGUACUCCUUGUUCCCCCACCACUUAGCCCAAACAUCAAACGCGAUACUAGUUGGCAGGGGGUUGAAUCCUAUCUUUUUGCGCCUACUCACGACUAUUCCAUGCCCGCGACAACUUCUAAUGGCACAGCCGAUCAUGCACAUUGUGGAUGCGCCAAUACAGCCGUUGUUAUGAAGAUGGACAAUUCUACAACAGCGGCGUCGACGGACAUGGCGGACCCCAAGGAUGCCAAGCACGCAGCAUGCGCUUUUGCGAGCCUCCCGGAUGAGAUCAUAGAACUCAUCCUUUCGACAUGCGACCCCAGCUCCUUCGCAUCUCUUGUUCUGCUUAAUCGCAACUGGCGCAGGGUAUCGCAACAAGCUCAACUCUACGCCCAACAGCUGUCUCGAUGCCGAUCUUAUGCGACAAGCCAUCGAAUUAUCGCAUUGCCAGUUGACGGCGACGAGCUUCCGAGACUCCGAAAAGCAUUCGCACAUGAGGUCAAGCGCAACCUCUAUGAAGCAUAUUUACGCCCACAAGAAACGAUAAUCAAGCUAGUGUCGACGUCUAUAAGCUCUUCGGCCGCGUUGCCCGGAGGCGAAGCGUUCCACUUCGCAUUCUCUGCCAAUGGACAAUAUGUUCUCGCAUAUAGCACAUCGAGGAUCCAUGUUCUUCGUUUUGUGGGACUGGAUGUCACAGUUGAACGCGAGCUGAAGAUCCUGCGACGACCUGCAUCAAUAACAAUACUCGACGAUGGCACUAUGCUGGCUGUAUUAUCGAUGGAUCACCAGGUUGAUCUCUACGACCUAAGCAACGGGAAGCCAAAACACAUUCGAGCAAUUGCCCUGGAUCACCAUCCUCGUACAAUUUCGCUGUCCCCCGGAGGUUCGGUGCUGGCGGCAGCGUAUGAUGGAGGCAUCGAGGUGUACUCUCUGUCAACUACCGCCUUAGCCACAGAUAAAAGGAGUGUCAAGUCUGACGCAGCUGAUUCUUUGUCAUUCUCCAGGGAUGGUAUGCAACUACUGGGCACCACUAUACACUCCAAAAACCCCAACACUGUCAUAUUAACAGCGCCAUACUUCAACCCCGGCGAGUAUUCACCGGAGGACAGCAUUGGCCAGCUUUGGGCAACGUCAAUUCUUUUUCCUAACAGCAGUCGAGACUGUAGCCAUGCGGUCCUUCUACCAAGCGCCGCGGACUGUGGCGCAAACUGGACAUUUACUUAUGACCGAGCCUUUGAAACUUUCCGAGCUGUCCGCAUUGACGACCUUCGCAACGGAACGACCUAUUUUACUGGACCUGUAGCAGAUUCCCCAUCGACUCAAAAACUACUUCCCAACACUCUACCCGCAACAACUGGCUCAGGGGAUUUGGUUUCUGCCGGGUUUCAAGGGAAGGAAAUAUGGUGUUACGGUGUCCCUGAAAAUCUUGAUGCGCCUCCUGAACCAACAGCAGAAACUGACUCGGCUGACUUUGGAACGCCUCUCAGCCAUAAAAGUAGCCUUUCCGGCACUGGGCAACGGGAGCCCACCACUGCGCCCAAAGAUGCAAACGGCGAUAAAGUACCCAAGUGGCAAGAGCUCUCUAACAGAUCUCGAAAUGCAUUCAUUGAAGGGCGGCAUGUUAGCAGUCUCGACGGAAUUAUGGCUCUGAAGUGGGUAACCUCUUCACCAGGUACUUCGUGUGAGCGGCUUGUCGCAGCUGCCCCUGGGGGUGUAGGUUAUGCCCAAGGCCAUGCGUUCGACCUGAAUGGCGACGGCAUAGCACCAAUGGAUGGUGGAAGGCUGUUACUCUUGGAUUUUGACUACUCUAUUGUAAACGGUGAAACGCGAACAAUCACGAUAGAAGUGGGCGAGAAAGAGCCGGAAGUACUCGAGGAAGAGCAGCGAGAUAUGGAGACAGAGGUUGCAAUAGUUCGCAGGCGAACUGUCGCUCAAUCAAGAGGAAAUCAUCCGGCUGUCCUUCGUUCCACCACAAUAGCAGCACGCCCGGAGAGAGGUCCUGUCUUUCCUCUGCCAAGAAGGUUGGAUGGGCUGCCAAUGUCGGCACUCCGAAGACCGUCUGCCACGAGGGAGGCACUAUCGCCAACAGACGAGACUUCGGAAACAGCAUCUAUGACAUCAAUAGAUGACCAAGAAGCACUUGAUGCACCGUAUGCACAUGGCACUCCUCGCUCUGUGGCAACAUUACGACGUGCUGCAACUGCUGCAGCUAUAAAUCGGGUGCUUCAUCCACCUCGUUUUGGGGUAACACCAGGCCCCCAACGGAUGCGGCCUGCAGAUGGUCACAACGAAGUUCCCCAUGAAAGUGAUGCGGAUAACUGGGUCCCCCCACCACCGCCAUAUAGCAAAGAUGACAUACCAACACUUCCAGAGCACCUACGAAAUGCAAUUCAAGUCGGAGUUACAGGAUUGCCAAGCAGCCUUCACCGAUCUAGCACUGAAAGGAGCAGCGCGUCGACGGAGUCAAACCCCCUAUCCAGUUUACGAAGAUCCAGAACUACAUAUGUUCCAAUGAGUAGAUCCUCGGCGUCACCAGUGUCAUCUCAUUUAUCCCUCGCCUCACCUGUUUCACUUCCUUUAGCCGUCGCCAUACCGCGACCUGCUAGCUCUUCAUCUGCCAUCAGUUCAUCAAGCGAUAUAGACCGCGAGCCUCAGUCAUUCCAGACUCCAGCAAACGCAGAUGAUUUUGACGACAUGUAUGAUGUUUCUCCCCAGAGGACACCUGAGCCUCCUGCGGCAGUGCCAGUAGCGCCAGCACCAGCCAACACAAUUCCUCGUCGACCUGUGCGCCAGCCGGUGGUGACUAUACCGGAAAGCCCCGUCAUGAGUACUCCUUCAGUUGAACCUAUGUCUCCAAUCCCACGUCGCGCUAUACCAAUUCCAACAGUCCAGGAUAUUAGCGUGACGCCGGAUAACUGGGAUGGCGAUGCUGGUAAUGCUAGCAACACCACACCCGCCAACGAAGAGGAAACGCGAACCCUCCCCGAACAAACGGCGUCAACUGGUGGGACACAAGUACGAUACGUGAGUAUUGAGGCACCCCAAGGCUCACAGUUUACGGGCCUACCAACGCUGUCACCGAUAACCCCACUGGAUCUGCAUUUCCCUCCCAGCCAGGAUCCAGCUCCAAAGACAGACAUCUCUCCAGAUGCCGGCUCGGGAGUACCAGCACCUGCAGAAUUAACUCCUGCAGAUGUCAACUUACCGAGCGCAUCAUUGCUGGAGAGACUGAACAGUCGCGCUCAGAGACCAAGUAGCCAGCAACUGGCUAACCACCCAAGAGCUGCCUCAGGAUCCUUCCAGCAGCUACCCGUCAUCCAGCCACCCGUCAUGCAUCCAGUCCACCAGAACAUGUACCCCGAAGCGCCCAAGCAAAUGAACACCGGACUGCCACAAUUCGGCCAGACCAGCUUUACAGAAUUCGGACCGCCGCCCAGGGCAGCUACCGGGGCGUACAACGCGCAAACGACUAUGUCCCCAAUCUACUCGCCUCCGUCCCACGACCAAGGCAACCUAGUCGGAUACCCCAGCCCAUAUGGUGACCAACAGCAAUUUUUCCCCGGUGGCCUACGUCCCCACAUGACGCGCCUAGAGACGAUCUACAGUAUCAGCUCCAACGGUGACGGGCCGGCACACACGCCCACCUGGCCCAUAGCAGCAGGCGUCUCGCGCCGUGCCAGCCGCGCAGGGCGCAGCGCGGCGAUCAAUAUGCAGCAGGCAAAGCAGAGGGGCUGGCGCGGGACGAUGAAGCGGAAGGGGAAGAAGAAGAAGGAUUACGACGUGGCGAGUAGUGCGGGGUGGACGGAUGUUACGACGGCUGGUUAUGCGAGUAAGAAGGAGAAGAAGGGGAAGUGUGCCAUUAUGUGAGGGGAUUUUUUUAUGGGAUAGGCGUUGGUGUGUCAACCUCUGUCCAUAGUCGAAUAUUUCGGUAUAUGGGAUUUAGAUAGCUUAGGGGGGAUUUGCUACGAUGGGAGAUACCCGGGAUAUUGCCGCGAGGCUUUAUGGAUGCGAUAUGUUGUGUUAUAUAGCGCCUCUAGUGAGGCUAGCUCGAUAUCGAGUAUUUAAUGAGAAGAAUGAAUUUUAUUGGGGAU